This is a messenger RNA of Myodes glareolus (Bank vole), 1191 nucleotides long. It is a transcript of the gene Ptrh2, whose product is annotated as peptidyl-tRNA hydrolase 2. Gene Ontology annotation, biological process: negative regulation of anoikis; positive regulation of anoikis. The record is from RefSeq and is a predicted model, not a curated record. Gene Ontology annotation, molecular function: peptidyl-tRNA hydrolase activity. NCBI's taxonomy places the organism in Eukaryota, Metazoa, Chordata, Mammalia, Rodentia, Cricetidae. Gene Ontology annotation, cellular component: cytosol.
AUGGGGACGAGAAACAGCGCAUUGAAAGGUCCUGGAGAGGAGCUCGGUCAUCAGCUCAUUUCAUCAGGACACUCCGGGAGGAGGGUGCUCUGGAGAAGCCAAGGGCAGCUUCCAAGCCUGGAACGAACGGUCGGGAGCGUCUGGGGCCAAGGUCCCGGUAACCAACCGCGGAGAGGUGUCCCACAUAACCUGGCUACAGUCAGGCUGACACAGCCUGUCAGCAGUGACCUGAAACACUCCUCAAGUGGAAAACAGCGUGUUCUGUAUCUGCACCGCCCAAGUGUGAGAGCCACGGAAGAAGUCGAGCUGGGGAGUGCGCCCCCGACUCCCGCUUUCGCCUACCUACCCGCUCAGACCCCGGCUUCUCCGGAUCUCAGGAUCCUGGAAGCGGCUCCCAGCACCGACUCUCACACCCGCCGCUGGGCUCCGGCCAACCGGAACUCACUCGCGUCACUUCCGUUUCUCUGGAAACCCGGAAGAAGUGGUUGGCGCGCGCGAAGCCUGUUCCUUGUUCAGGAGCGGAGAACCACAAGGCGUGAACGACAAGUAGUGCUUCAGGUACUCUUCAAAUUCUUGGUUAUGGAGUAUUUGGCUCAUCCUGGUACACUCAGCUUGGCUGCUGGAGUUGCUUGUGGCAUGUGCCUGGGCUGGGGCCUCCGGGGUCACAUUGGCAUGUUACCCCAGAACUCAACAAGUGAGACAAAUGGAGACAUCAAGACAGAAACCGAAGCAAGCAUUCCUGGGGAGAGUGGGGAGUACAAAAUGAUUCUUGUGGUUCGAACUGACCUAAAGAUGGGGAAAGGGAAGGUUGCUGCCCAGUGUUCUCACGCUGCUGUCUCUGCCUACAAGCAGAUUCAGAGGAAAAACCCUCAAGUGCUCAAAGAGUGGGAGUACUGUGGCCAGCCCAAAGUGGUGGUCAAAGCCCCAGAUGAAGAAACCCUCAUUGCAUUACUGACCCAUGCCAAAGUGUUGGGACUGACUGUAAGUUUAAUCCAAGAUGCUGGACGUACUCAGAUUGAACCAGGCUCUCGAACUGUCCUUGGAAUUGGGCCAGGACCAGUAGAGCUAAUUGAUGAAGUUACUGGCCACCUAAAACUUUACUAGAUGAGCUUUUAUGUAAUGGUGAUUCUGUCUAAAAAGUAUGAAGCCUGUCAGUAACAAUAAAAGCUUAAUUCUUGCUCCACUUUAAAA